Messenger RNA from Cydia fagiglandana, 933 nucleotides. RefSeq lists its product as uncharacterized. The transcript has a single exon. Bases 140 to 892 code for a protein of 250 amino acids. Gene Ontology annotation, biological process: regulation of actin filament polymerization; negative regulation of apoptotic process. Lineage: Eukaryota; Metazoa; Arthropoda; Insecta; Lepidoptera; Tortricidae. Gene Ontology annotation, cellular component: mitochondrion; apical plasma membrane; actin cytoskeleton. The record is from RefSeq and is a predicted model, not a curated record.
UGUCACAGUGACAUCUCGCUGUCAUGAGACAUGGAUUGAUAUCGGUAAGCUUUUUGUUUGUUGCGCAAUUUAACACAAGCCAAAACCAAUAAAAAACACAAGAACUUCAACUGACUAAAAUCGCAAAGUUAAAUUCACAAUGACCAACAUGCCCUUCAUGGACAAGCUACGAUCAUUUCUAGGCAUCGGCCAGGCGCCACCGAGAAAUGAUUUUCGAAACCCGAUUUGGGGAGACGACGACGACGACGACGGUGACGAGCUUUACUCGCGCACGUACCUAGACGAACACCGCGAAGAUUACAACGUGCUCACCGACCCGCGCGACGUGCACCGCGACAUCGCUCAACAGAUGCACGACAUGUUUCAGGCGUUUGGCUCUAUCUUCGGAGACAUGAGGUCGUUUGUACAAGACUUUGAGAGUGGCCAUACUGAAUCGUUCACGAACACGCCGGCUAUCCUACCUCCUUCAGAGCCAGGUCAAUUCGACAGCAAGAAUAUCAGAGACUAUUACCUGAAACCAGGCUACCACAACAAUAGAAAUCAACAUGAUAAGGAAGAUAUUGAUUUGGAUGGUAAGAUCUCUUCACAAGACAUAGCAGGGUUGUUAAAAAAGAAAGAUGAUGAAAGUAAGCCCCCCGCAACUCAUUUCAACAGUGACCUUGUGCCGGGAAGGUCAUUCUGCCGAACCAUAAUUACAACAAGCAUUACUAAAUCAGAUGGUUCAAGGGAGACUAAACGAAUUGUCAAGGAUGGCAAUGGAGUUGUUGAGGAAACUAUUACGACUACAGAGCCUGACCCGAGGGGACUUACUUCAGCGAUGGAUUCAUUUUCUCCUGCCAACUACAGCAGUGUCUUUUCAGAAUUUGGCUCUUUCUUUAGAAACUUUUACUAGUACUUGCUAAUGUUAUAUAUAGUAAAAUUCUGUAAGUAUUA